This is a messenger RNA of Chilo suppressalis (striped riceborer), 2951 nucleotides long. NCBI's taxonomy places the organism in Eukaryota, Metazoa, Arthropoda, Insecta, Lepidoptera, Crambidae. The record is from the annotation of a GenBank genome assembly.
UUUUGUUUGUUUGCAUCCACCAACACAUGAAUAUUAGAUGCUAGUUUCCAAUUUGCACACUAAUAAAGAGACCGUUUUGCACUUAGAAUUUCUCUUUGAAACCAUUAUAAAAUAAAAAUAAAUAUAACAUUGUUAUACUUAUGUUAAUUUCGUUUAUCUACUAAAAUAGUUUUAAAAUAUUAUGCGACAACACUAAUAUAUACAAUGUUACCAUAUUAAAAAAAAAAAUUUGUUUCAUUCUUAGGUCAUUGCUUCGUUGUAGACAGUUUUAAAUUUAUUCAUGUUCAAUAGUUAUCUUUUGGGUAUCUAAAAUUUUCGUUGUGUGUAAUUGUUUGAAUAAAAUUAAUGUAGACGUUGAUUUUAAUAAAAAUCAAUACUACGACUUAGUUUAAUUAUGUAUAUGACAACCCUAAAGGGUCGUCGUACUUGUUGACAGUAUUUUCAACCAAUGGUGCAAAGUGAAAGUAGUGACGGUCGACGGGGAUUGGCUAAAACAAUGUCAAAUACCAAAAUACUUUCAUCGAGUGCGUGACGUAAAAAAUCAUCUGCAAAACAAAAUGGCCGUUCACCUGUCCAAGGCGUGUCGCGGAUUUUAACGAGUUAUCUCUGGCGAAUUACCAUUGAACUUCAGUGAAAAGUUACGGUGUUAUCGCUGCUGGAUGUCUUCCAGACGCAAUGGGUCCGUGUCCAGGGCUGCAGAGACAGCAUCAAAGAACCGUCUGCACAUGGACCGGAAUCCACAACAUAGCCGGAUUACUGAUCCCUCCAACCCCGCCGGCCGUCGCAAGGAGAUCGACAACGUGAUGAAGCGAGCGAGACAAGCGUCCCCGGGUAGCUGGGACAGGAAACUCCUCGAGGUGGAAGAGAAGGACCCCAACAGAUGGCGCCACACUGGCUACAAGCAGAUGUACCUGAACGGCUCGGGGUCUGUGUCGCCGCGACGAUCCAGGUCUCCCAGACCCAAGAGGUCCAGGUCACCGUUACCGCGUCGUUCCCGUUCGCCCCGAGUUUCCCGUUCUCCCCGCCGCUCGCGUUCCCGUUCGCCCCGCCGCGAGCAAAGGCGCAGCCCUAGGCGUACACCGAUCAGACGCAGCCCCAUAGUGCCCCCUCGUCGUCGAUCCCGGAGCCCCCGGCCCCGAGCUAGGCCUCCGCCCCGGGCUCCCGUCAGACCGCCUUCCCCGCCGGACCCGAGAAAGUCAUCCGGAUCUGGGUCUUCGGUCAGCAGUUGCUCGGACGAGUCUUGCUCUGUGUGCUCCGCUAAGAACAAGAAAACAGCACCCAUACCACCCAAGCCGGUGAAACCAAGACCCCGUUCCGGCUCUCCCCGUCCGGCCCCGCGUCCGGCUCGCGCCGUACAACCCACGAGGGAACUGCUGAAGGCCAGGGAGGCCAGCAAGCGGACUAGGGAGGAGAAGGUAUUGGAAUGGCAGCGCUCCCAGCUAGCGGCGCGCUCGGCCCCCGCGCCGGCCCCCCCGCCCCCCGCGCCCGGCCCCCCCGCGCCCCCCGCCGGGCCCCCCGCCACGCGCAUCAAGCGCGAGGGGGAGAGGAGGCCCCGCCCCGUGUCCCCCGCCGCUAUAGCCGCCGCUUUAAAUGAAGACGACUCCAGCGACUCCGGGGACAGUUCCACGGAGCAGCCGCAGAGGUUGACACUCUCCGAAAGAUUCGGCAAAAUGGCCCAAUGGUCCGCGGAUCGUUCGGCUCGCCUCGAAAACAUGAAAAUAACCAGACGCGAGGCGACGUUACAUGUGCGGAUAGAAAGGGAUCCCCUGCAGCCGCGGUCACCCAUCCGGGACCCCAACGCGCCUGAGGCCUACCCUGGCUUGGAACCAGCUCCCGUUGGCAGUUAUCCAGAAGAGCUUCUGGCGGCCGCUCCGGGAGGUUUACCGUCCUGGGACGACGUCAGGGUCCGCUACGAUUACUACAAGAAGAGGGGGUAUCUCAGAGGCUUGACUCUGAGCGACUACGUGAAAUGGGAAGAGUGGUGGUACAAAUACCAGGAAUGGCUCAAGCGGGAACGUGCCUACGAACGCUGGGCUGAGGGGGAGGUGGGAACGGUCCGUCGCGAGAGGCGUCGUCGAGGCGGCCGUCACAGAAGAAGCUGAGGGCACGCCGCCCCCGCGGCCGUCCACAGUGUGGACCUGGCCGCUGGGGCGCCCCGUCUGUAGAUGUCGCUCCCGAUCCACCCACGUGAGUCCUAACAUAUAGCCGCAUAUAUAGAUAUAUAGCCCGAAAGUGUAGCUCUCCAAUGGUGAAAGAAUUUCGAAAAUCGGUCGAGUAGUUUUCGAGUUAUUUUGAUGGAAACUUUGGUGAAAGAAUUUCGACCUCGGCGUGGACUUUGCUGCUAGGGCGCCCCAUCCGUAGAUGUCGCUCUGUAUCCACCCACGUGAGUCCAAACAUAUAGCCGCAUAUAUAGAUAUAUAGCCCGAUAGUGUAGCUCUCCAAUGGUGAAAGAAUUUCGAAAAUUGGUCCAGUAGUUUUCGAGUUAUUUCGAUGCCAACUUUGAUGUAAGUAUUCUCGACUCCUGGCGCCGUCCACAGCGGGGCGCCCCGUCUGUAGAUGUCGCUCCCGAUCCACCCACGUGAGUCCAAACAUAUAGCCGCAUAUAUAGAUAUAUAGCCCGAUAGUGUAGCUCUCCAAUGGUGAAAAAAUUUCGAAAAUCGGUCCAGUAAUUUUCGAGUUUUUUUGAUGCAAACUUUGGUGAAAGAAUUGUCGACUCCUGCCGCCGUCCACAGCUUGGCUCCCCGUCUGUAGAUGUCGCUCUGUAUCUACCCACGUUAGUCCUAACAUAUAGCCGCUUAUAUAGAUAUAUAGCCCGAUAGUGUAGCUCUCCAAUGGUGAAAGAAUUUCGAAAAUUGGUCCAGUAGCUUUCGAGUUAUUUCGAUGCAAACUUUGAUGUAAGUAUUCUCGACUUCUGGCGCCGUCCAUAGCGGGGCGCCCCGUCUGUAGAUGUC